AUGGAGGAAAAACCUGUGAGAGACUGGGGCGCGCUAAUGAAACUCUCUCAUGCAGCAAGGGAAAAUGCCCGAUCGAUGGUAACUACACUGAAUGGUCGGAGUGGUCUGACUGCAGUGUCACAUGUGGAGGAGGAAAGCAGAAACGUUCAAGAACUUGCACCAAUCCACAUCCAAAACACGGCGGAAAGAAUUGCGACGAGCUGGGAACGGCUAACGCGACUCACAACUGAUGGUAAUUAUACAGAAUGGACUACGUGGUCCGACUGUGAUGUAACGUGUGGAGGAGGGGUCCAGUCCCGAUCAAGAAAAUGCACCAACCCAGCUCCACAACACGGUGGAAAGAGCUGCGAGGAUCUGGGACCAGCCAAUCAAACACUCAAAUGUAACACAAGCCCCUGCCCGAUCGAUGGUAACUACACUGAAUGGUCGAAGUGGUCUGACUGCAGUGUCACAUGUGGGGGAGGAAAGCAGAAACGUUCAAGAAACUGCACCAAUCCACCUCCAAAACACGGAGGAAAGAAUUGCGACGAUCUGGGUCCUGAUUCAGAGUCUCUGGAAUGUAACCCAGACCCCUGCCAUUUUGCAGCAAUUGAUGGCAACUAUACAGAAUGGUCUAAGUGGUCCGACUGUGAUGUAACGUGUGGAGGAGGGGUCCAGUCCAGAUCACGAAAAUGCAUCAACCCAGCUCCACAAUAUCGUGGAAAGAGCUGCGAGGAUCUGGGACCAGCCAAUCAAACACUCGAAUGUAACAAAAGCCCCUGCCCCAUCGAUGGUAACUACACUGAAUGGUCGAAGUGGUCUGACUGCAGUGUCACAUGUGGAGGAGGAAAACGGAAACGUUCAAGAACCUGCACCAAUCCACAUCCAAAACACGGCGGAAAGAAUUGCGACGACCUGGGCCCUGCUUCAGAGUCUCUGGAAUGUAACCCAGACCCCUGUCCAAUCGAUGGUAAUUACACGGAGUGGUCUGCAUGGUCCGAAUGCAAUGUAACCUGUGAUGGCGGAUUACAAACUAGGACGAGGCAAUGCACCAACCCUCCUCCACAAUACGGUGGCAAGGACUGUGAAGAGCUGGGACCGACUAAUGCAACCCAAGAGUGUAAUACUCACCCAUGUCCUCCACCUUGCUCAGCUGGUCUUGACAUUGGGAUCGUGCUCGACAAAUCCAGAAGCGUAAAUAUCCGUAACCUAAAGAAAAUAAUCGCUUCCCUUGCUGAACUCGUGGAUAGGUUUGAGCCGGGCCCCGACAAAGAUCAUUUUGGUCUGGUAACAUUCAAUCGCAGAGCCUAUACUGAGUUCACGUUCUCAGAUGAAACCCUUUACCGCAAAGAAACACUCAAGAAAAAAAUCUCAGAGAUCCCGUUAACACUGGCCCUUCAAACGCGGACUGACCUGGCUAUGAAAGAAGCUCGAGACAACUUGUUUUCACCGAGCGGCGGGGACAGACCGGAAAAACCGAACAUCAUGAUUUUCCUGACGGAUGGAAGACCAACAAAUCAACCACGGGAUUUCGCUACGUUUGCUGCCGAGUUUUACAAAGAUAGUAAGGUUGCUGGUUUAUAUACCGUUGCGGUGGGUAUUGGAAACCAGAUCAAAAGGGAAACCUUGAAAGACAUAGCUGGUGAAAAUGGAAGUGUCAUAGCCAUCGAAAGCUUUGAUCAGCUAGCGAACGAACUGAGUGAAAUUAAAGACAAAGUUUGUGACUAGUGCUAUGGGAUUUAUCUAAAGAGGGUGUAGAACUCGAAGUAAAGAAGAUGAGCUGGCCAGUGAUAACAUUAGCACUGAUUUAGAAGGAUCUAUAUCCGGGAUUUUGGAGCAGGAAAUACACAAUAUAAACUGUUUAAAUAUACCACACAAAGUGGUACUUUGACUAGCUGUACUAGAAAAAAUAUGGUCAAGAACAUGGGGUACAAUAAAAAUAAUACAACUCAGGUGAAUUGCACUCGUCGCACAGUAAUCUUCUAUACAUAUUAGAUGUGUUCGAAUCACUUUACCACACUCUGGGUUAACGAACGCUCAUAAAAACGUGCAGAAAAGUUCUAACAUCUUAAAACCUAGCAUACACUAUGUCGUUAGGACAGGGACAAAUAUUGCAAAAAUAUGGCUUCCCUUGUAUUUUAUGAGCUGUGUAAGGCAUUGUGGUAAAAUUUACAGCCGCCAUCUAUUUUUCCAACGGAGGAUUGUGAAGCAGGCCGAGGUUGGAAUAUCAAUUCUUCUACUGAUUCACUAUAAUGCUUGUUCAGAGCUGACUUGAUUAAACAUUCCAAACAUUAAGACUGUAACUCUUUGAUUUUCAUGCCGCUUGGCUUUAUCAGAAUUGUAUAGAAGCAGUGAUAAGAUGUUAAUUUCAGCAGGAGUAAC
Molecule: messenger RNA, 2361 nt
Organism: Orbicella faveolata
Lineage: Eukaryota; Metazoa; Cnidaria; Anthozoa; Scleractinia; Merulinidae
Product: coadhesin-like
Source: RefSeq, a predicted model, not a curated record